Molecule: messenger RNA, 3076 nt
Organism: Oncorhynchus masou masou (cherry salmon)
Lineage: Eukaryota; Metazoa; Chordata; Actinopteri; Salmoniformes; Salmonidae
Product: ribonuclease P protein subunit p38-like
Exons: 2
Coding region: 87-962 (291 amino acids)
Biological process (GO): tRNA 5'-leader removal
Cellular component (GO): ribonuclease MRP complex; nucleolar ribonuclease P complex; fibrillar center
Molecular function (GO): ribonuclease P RNA binding; ribonuclease P activity
Source: RefSeq, a predicted model, not a curated record
CAAUAUGGCUGCGCCCAUGGACACAGCACAUUAGUUAUGCGCACUGACCAACAACUGCUUUUUUAAUUGUUAUAAUUGAGAUAAAGAUGGCCACUCCAGGCAAAGUAUCGAAAAAGGAGCGGAAGAAGCAGAUCCCAGCUAAGACGUCCCUGAACUCCCCCUACAGACUGCAAUGGAGCCCGCUGCAGAUUGAUGAUGUACACUUCAUCCUGGACACUCUGAAGAGCAAACUGUCAGCAACUGGCCUGGAAAAGAAAGAGGUGAAAGGGUUUCGACAGUGGGGGAAAAAGAGAAAUAACAACCCACCUACAGGACAUGACUCGGUAGCUGAGCCCCCACAGAUAACCCUCGACACUGUAACACCGGAAUGUCCUGUUAAACCCAGAGAGCAAGGCUGGACUGACGUAGCCGCUAGGAGGCAGCUGGCCAUCGGCAUCAAUGAGGUCACCAAGGCUCUGGAGAGGAACCAGCUCCAGCUGGUGCUCGUGUGCAAGUCGGUCAAACCGCCGCACAUGACGAGCCACCUGAUAGCGCUGUGCCGGACGCGGGGCGUGGCGGCAUGCCAGGUGCCGCGUCUCAGUGAGAGUGUGGCGGGACUGCUGGGGCUGAAGUGUGUCCUGGCACUGGGAUUCAGACAAGGGGACAGGAACGAGGAUGGGACAUUCUCCGACACUGUGGAAGCCAUUGUACCCAGAGUGCCUGCUCUGCAGGUUGCCUGGAUACCAAUCCCUCUCAGUGAAACAGGUGUAACAGUUGAGGGGCAGGUAGGAGAGGAAGAGGGGACAGCUGCAGGGCAAAUGGAGGUGGAAAAGGGAGAGGAGACAAGAGGCCAAAAACGGAAAAUUGAAGACACUUCUCCAGACAUUACAGAAUGUCCAUCCUGCGUACUUCAGCCUCUUAAAGUGAAAAAGAUUAUCCCGAACCCCUAUAAAAUACAGAAACCAAAGACUAAGAAAAAGUAGAAGCAAUUUAUGUACAAAAAAUGACAUGAAACAGUAGUGUAGGCAACCCUGGUUGCUGAUUGGAGGUGAUCUCUACUACCAAUCUGGAGGAAACACUCCCAAAAUCCCAUGGAGGACUUAAAUGAAAUAUUAAACAGCACACUCCGAUGUAUCUUUUAAAGUCUAGAUGAGUUUAUUCCAUCAUGCUGGUAUAGCUUGCGUGACUAUUUGAAACAUAUUCAGUAUUUGGAUGAGGUCCUGUUUAAACACUGCUGGUUCUAAUUCCUCAUUUCUUUUACACCCUGCCAAGGAGUUUAAUAAAAAUUGUUUUUCAGUUAGAGAAAGGUGUGUCCUUUCAAAACAACACAUUUAUAUAUAUAUAUAUUUUAAACAUGUUAAAUAAGGCAAGGACUUUGGGUGCUCUCACUUGGGGUAUCUGCAUUGUAUCAAAAACUGUCUCGUGCUCAAAUUCAAACAAGUUGAAGUAUACAUCCACAACAGAUCCAACACUCAAGGUGCCCCUGGGACUAAUAAACACAUGGCUGACUCAGAUUCACGGUUUUGGGGAUCCGUUCUAUUUCAGCCAUCUUUAUUUGGAUGCCCAGUGUUCUGUGCCAUUGACAUCGGUCGUCUUCCCUUGCGUGCCACGUCAUCGGUUGUGCCGUCGGGCACCAGAUUGCUAUAACGUGGUUAGCUGAUAAGCAAAAUACCUAUCCCGGCAUUGUAAGAUGUGGCAUGUACCAGCAACGUCUGAGCAGAGGAACCUGACCAUUACCUUGGUUUGGGCACAGCCCCAGAUGCAGACCACGUUCAGAGCCACACCUCAGAAACACUAAAAGCAAGUAACUCCCCACAAGGGCAGCGUAAGAAUAAGAACUAUACACCUCUUUCCAUGACAAAAUUACUUGGUGGAAGCUAUGAUCCCUUAUUGAUGUAACUUGUAAAUCAGCUUCAAUCAGUGUAGAUAGUGAGGAGACAGGUUAAAGACCGUUUUAAGCCUGAGACAUUGAUUGCGUAUGUGUGUCAUUCAGAGGGUGAAUGGGCAAGACAAAAGAUUUAAGUAACUUUGAACAGGGUAUGGUAGGUUUAAGUGUCAAGAACUGCAACGCUGCUAGGUUUUUCACUCAACAGUUUCCCAUGUGUAUCAAGAAUGGUCCCCUACCCAAAAGACAUCCAGCCAACUUGACAACUGUGGGAAGCAUUGGAGUCAACAUGGGCCAGCAUCCCUGUGGACCGCUUCUGACACCUUGUAGAGUCCAUGUCCCGACGAUUGAUGCUGUUCUGAGGGCGAAAGGGGCUGCAAACUCAAUAUUAGAGAGGUGUUCCUAAUGUUUUGUACAUUGUAUUUAACCCAUGUAAAAAAAAAAAAAUUAAAAAAAUUCCCCCCCCCACGUACACAAUCAACUAACUCAGUUUCUCGUUGACAGGGACACUUGUAUAUCUAACUGUAGUAAGCAUGACGACAUCAGCAAACAGAACAACAGCUGUUUUCUCUCAUCACAGGUUCCUUCAUGUUCUGGAUCAUACACAAGGAGCUGCCUGAUACUCCAACCCAAAACCUUUAUUUAUAGGUGAAGAUGCAGGUUUGAUUUUUAAGGGGUUUUAACAAAUACUGACAGACAUGGGAGAAAUGGUGACAGAACACACAACAUAUAAGCACAAUCCUAAAUAUCAGAAUUGUGCCCGGGGAAAAAAAAUUGGGACCUUUUUAAAAUAAUAUAUGCUGUUAGCUGCACAAACACAAAAAUAAAUAAAAACAAUUUUAAAAUAAUAAAAUUUCCAUCCUGCAUUUUAUGUUUCUCAAACACUCAGAUAUUGAAAAACCUAAACACACAAAACAGAAAUAAUCAAUAUAUAAAAUGCACCUGGGGUUGUUAAGGAACCUUUUACUCAGUUAAGAACUUAAGAUUUGUGCUUCAAAUACAUUCUUCCUCAAAUCCCUAGAAUCCCCUCCCCUCUUAAACGUUCAUAGGAACACCAAAGUCAAUAACAUCUACGCUAGUUGAAUCUUUCCUCUCCCAACCCCCAUAUCCCACACUACAGGAAUAAAUGUGUUCUGGCAUUAAAUGCACAGGUUACUACAUUUCUGCACUGUCCAACAAACACAGUUACCAAUGCACCUUUUUGAAUAAAAC